AUGUCCGAUCCGAUAAAUAGAAGCAAGUGCAGUGAACGUGAGGAACCACACAGAAAUAGCAGCAGGAGGAUGGCGCAACGGAGAGAACAGUUGGUGAUGCACCUGACGAGAACCGUUCUAGCGACGGUGCUCCUCACGUUCGUCGUGCGAGUUGACAGUUGGGUGCCAGAUGUCCAGAGCAAGAUACGCAUCCCAUACGAUGCCACCGUGCCGUCCUUUUUCGGUAACAGUACCGAUUACUACAAGUUGCUCGAUCAGAACGAAAACACGUUACUCAUCGGUGCGCGGAAUGCGAUGUACAACAUCACGAUCGAUCAGCUGGUGGAGUUGAGCAACCAGCGGGUAACUUGGCCGUCGUCUGACGCACACCGGGAGCUGUGCACGCUGAAAGGCAAGCAUGAACAGGACUGUCAGAACUAUAUCCGCGUGUACGCACGGGUAAACCCGAACCGGAUAAUGAUCUGCGGAACGAACUCGUUCAAGCCGCUGUGCCGCUUCUACAACAUCCUACCCGGGAAUGGGUCGCUGGUAUAUGACAACAAUGAGAUGGAAGCGCAAGGACGCUGUCCGUACAAUCCGCAACACAACAGCACGUACGUGUACACCGACGGACAGCUAUACGCGGGUACGGUAGCCGACUUUUCCGGUGCCGAUCCGCUGAUCUACCGAGAACCACAGCGCACGGAACAGUUCGAUAGUAAACAGCUGAACCAACCGGCGUUCGUCAGUGCGAUCGAGUACAACGGGUACGUGAUGUUCUUCUACCGUGAAGUGGCGAUGGAGUACAUGAACUGCGGCAAGGCGAUCUAUUCGCGCGUGAGUCGCGUGUGCAAAAACGAUAAGGGAGGCCCGUACCCGUUCCAGGAUAAGUGGACAUCGUUCCUGAAAACACGUCUAAACUGUUCCAUCCCCGGAGAGUACCCGUUCUACUUUGAUGAGCUACAAGCUACAACGAACACCAUCAGCGGCACGUACGGAGGAAUGCGCAACAAAAUCAUAUACGGCAUCAUGACAACACCAGAAAACGCGAUCGGAGGUUCAGCGGUGUGUGCCUUCUCGGUGGAGGACAUUAUGGAAGCGUUCGAAGGUCCCUUCAAAGCCCAGCGUGAUAUACACUCCAACUGGCUACAGGUGCCACCGAGUUCGGUUCCAGAGCCACGUCCUGGCAAGUGUGUUGACGAUAGCCGCACCCUGCCAAAAGCGCUGGUAAACUUCGUGAAAACGAACAAUCUGAUGGACAAUUCGGUGCCCUCGCUACACUCACGACCAGUGUUCACACGCGUCAGUCUCUACUAUCGUCUAUCGGCAAUUGCAGUCGAUCCGCAAGUGAAAGCGCUCGAUGGUAACCGAUACGAUGUGAUCUUCGUCGGUACGAACGAUGGCAAGGUGAUCAAGUUCGUGAACAUACUAUCGGCAAACAGUUCGGACGAUGUGCGAACGGUAGUGAUUAGUGAAACGCAAGCAUUCUCACCCGGAACGAAAAUUAACGAGAUGACAAUCUCGAAGAAAAACUCUGCCCUGAUCGUGAUUAGCAGUGGAAAGAUCAUUUCGCUUCCGCUUCACAACUGCAACGAGCAUAGCUUUAAGACCUGCCGGAAGUGUUUGGAGCUGCAGGAUCCGUACUGUGCCUGGGAUGAUUUGAAUCGGGACUGUAAACCGAUCGAAGAUGUGCAUGCGUCCGGUGCAUCAAUCGAUCAGUUCUAUCAGCGCUUGGAUGGUGAACGUAUCGGUGAGAUCUGCCGGAAGUACGAUCACCAAGAGCCGACGGUUCAUACGUACGAAGACAAUGAUGUGUAUACGCGGAUCGAUGGAUCGGGUGCCGUUGAGAAACCGGACAAAUCGUUCGACCAGCGUAAUGUGCUGAUCGUACACUCAAACCACGGUACGGUAUCAUCGGUUGGGCCGGAAGAUAUCGACAACGAGAUAUCGAUGUCGUCGAUGGAAGGUGACGAGCUAACUAACCGGAUCAUCAACACGCAUCAGUACCAUCAUAAGCCGGAUACAUUCGUAAAGGAAAACUUACGAUUCGCGGCCGGCAACUGGUCCAUAUUUGUGUUGAUUCUGUUCUUGACUGCACUGGUCGGAAUGGGGGUGGGAUAUAUGCUCACGCGAAAAAUGAGUAAAGGACAGGCAUGCGAACAUCGCAAUCAGUGGCAUAGCGGGAAAAGCCUUUCGAUGCUUUCACAGAACCGCACCAACGGUAAAGAUGUGAAUCUGCUCAUGAACACCACGAAUCAGUACCAUACACAGCAGCAAGCGAUCGUGCAACAGCUACAGCAGCACCAUCAAAAUAACUGCAAGGAUAAUAUCGAUUUCGAUUACAAGGAUCGAAGCGUUGAAUGUAAAAACUCGACGGAAAACCUCGAGAAGGACAUCAGCAAAGGCAUGGGCACGCUGCAGAAGACGCGCCACUUGAAGACAUUUAAACCGUAG
Molecule: messenger RNA, 2433 nt
Organism: Anopheles marshallii
Lineage: Eukaryota; Metazoa; Arthropoda; Insecta; Diptera; Culicidae
Product: semaphorin-1A
Exons: 6
Coding region: 1-2433 (810 amino acids)
Biological process (GO): negative chemotaxis; semaphorin-plexin signaling pathway; axon guidance
Molecular function (GO): semaphorin receptor binding; chemorepellent activity
Source: RefSeq, a predicted model, not a curated record